GGACUAUGCUGCUAGCCGUACUUACGCUGUCAGAGUGGGUCGCUGCAUACGUUUUUGUUUUUACCUCAACAAUUCUCCACAAUGGCUUUUCAGUGUCAACGAGACUGUUAUAUGAAAGAGUUUACUACCUCUGUGGUAUCCUGCUGCCCUGCUGAGCUCAAGCAAGAAGUCAAUGGAAAGAAAGAAACUCUCAAGGGCUUCAAUGUCAAGCUCCAAGACACCAUCCUGUUUCCUGAGGGAGGCGGCCAAGUAAGCUGGAAUCAUACCCCACCAUUUCUAUUUCUACAUCAACCAGAUGACCAUGGGCUGAUUGGAGAUGUCCCAGUUUUGAGGGUGACAAGGCAGGGGCCUGAUGCCAUACACUUUCUGAGCUCACUUCUGGAGGUGGGUCAGGAGGUGCAUGUGAAGGUGGACUGGGAGAGGAGGUUUGACCACAUGCAGCAACACUCAGGUCAACAUUUGAUCACAGCUUUGGCAGAUACAUUUUUUGGAUUCAAGACGACAUCCUGGGAACUGGGGCGUCAGAGAAGCACCAUUGAACUGGACACUCCCUCUGUGAAGCCUGCCCAGCUCCAGGCGCUGGAGGAAGCUGUAAACGAAAAGAUCAGAGAACAUGUCCCUGUCUCCGUUCAGCUUCUCUCUAUAGAUGAUCCUGCUGUGGAAAAGGUGAGGAGUCGUGGACUGCCAGAGGAUCAUGCUGGGCCCAUUCGGAUCGUUGAUAUCGAGGGCAUCGAUGCCAAUAUGUGCUGUGGAACCCACGUGUCUAACCUCAGCCACUUACAGGUAAUAAAGCUGCUGGGAACUGAGAAAGGAAAGAAAAACAAAACCAACCUGAUCUUCCUGGCAGGAAACAGGGUAUUGAAGUAUGCAGAGAAGAGCUAUAGCAUAGAGCGAUCACUGGUGUCUCUCCUAAAAACUGGACCUGAUGAGCAUGUUGAGGCAGUUGACAAGUUGCAAAAGUCUGUUAAGUUGCUACAGAAAACUAACUUGAGCCUGCUACGGGACAUGGCUGUCCUCAUCGCCCAGAACUUUAAUAAUGACCCCCAGAAAGGCAACUUCUUCAGCUUGCACAAAAAAGAGGGUGACAAUGAGUUCAUGAAUAUCAUUGCCAAUGAAAUAAACACAGAGGAAACUUUGGUUUUCCUGACUGUUGGAGAGGAGAAGGGACCUGGUUUGUUUGUACUGGCUGGACCUUGUGGACUAGUGGCCGAGAUGGGACCGCGGGUGUUAGAGAUUCUUCAAGGGAAGGGGGCGGGAAAAAACGGACGUUUCCAAGGCAAAGCAAACAGCCUGGCACGCAGAGGAGAGGUGGAGGCUUUCCUGCAGCAGAACUUCAAACAUCACACCUCAGAGGAAGAAUAAACCCAGCAGUAGUUCAGUACAACUGGCGACCUGUCCAGGGUGUACCCCGCCUUUCGCCUGAUGUAAGCUGGCAUUGACUCCAGCCCCCCGUGUCCCUGUACGCAGGAUAAGCGGUUGACGAUGGAUGGAUGGUAGUUCAAUACAAACAUAAAUUUAUGUUGUGGGGAAACAAUACAAUACACAAGACAAUAAGGAGAGUUCACCAGUCUUAUUAUUCUAGCUAUUCAUGGAUCAUUUUCAGUGAAAAUGUAUAUAAUGCAACUUCUGUUCAACAUACGCUGUAUAUAUCUGAAUGUUAACAGUCACAUUGUUUUAAUUCACUUAAAAGCACAUCAGUUAAACUUUUUCUGUAAUCAGAUUUCCCUUUAACUCUUAUAUGUAUGUGUGAGGGCAUUAAGUGCCCGGCUCAGGGGCACCUUAAUCUGCAAUUUAGACAAACAAUGAAUGAAAUAUUCUAAAUGAAGAAAGUUAUCCUGCUGCUUAUACUGUUCACAGCUGUUUUAUACAUAAACAUUUUCCCCAUCAAUAUAAUGGACGCAAACACCUGUGGAAAUAAGUUUUAAUAUAUUUCAUUAAAAGCCAAAGUGUUGGACUUU
This is a messenger RNA of Micropterus salmoides (largemouth bass), 1958 nucleotides long. It is a transcript of the gene aarsd1, whose product is annotated as alanyl-tRNA synthetase domain containing 1. The coding region runs from base 82 to 1362 and encodes 426 amino acids. The transcript has 12 exons. Lineage: Eukaryota; Metazoa; Chordata; Actinopteri; Centrarchiformes; Centrarchidae. Gene Ontology annotation, biological process: alanyl-tRNA aminoacylation; regulation of translational fidelity. Gene Ontology annotation, molecular function: nucleic acid binding; Ser-tRNA(Ala) deacylase activity; alanine-tRNA ligase activity. The record is from RefSeq and is a predicted model, not a curated record.